Aureobasidium pullulans EXF-150 is the source of this 1401-nucleotide messenger RNA. RefSeq lists its product as uncharacterized. Lineage: Eukaryota; Fungi; Ascomycota; Dothideomycetes; Dothideales; Saccotheciaceae. The record is from RefSeq and is a predicted model, not a curated record. The coding region runs from base 1 to 1401 and encodes 466 amino acids. The transcript has 4 exons.
AUGGUUUCGGUGGAUUUCCUCUCCAUAGGUGAAUUGUCGAAACAAAGAGUCAGUCCAAGCCUGAUAUUGUCUAGUAGGACACCCAAAGAGGAGAUGGUUGUCGAUGUCGAAAGCUUGGCGUUUUGCGUUGAUGUUUUUAGGAUUUCCACUUCUCGCAACUUUGUCUUUCUUCUCUCAAACAUCAUCACAAAGAUGACCUCCCCACCAACUCCAAGCCUAGGCUACGGAAACGAUACCGGCAAGGAGCUAUCAUUGGAUCAGCUCGUGAACAUACUCUGCACUCCCGCGAACUUCGAGGAUGGGGUGGUACCCACCAUUCUUGUGGUCCACGACCGUGGAACUAAGGGUGGUGAUGAAGAGAGACUGAGGGCACUGGGUGUCGAGAUAAACCGUACCUUUUGGCACGUCGUCGACACCCAGACGCUAGCACAAUACUUCAAGCCACACCCUUGCAAGGGUCGAAAGUGGUCUCUCGACCAGACCUUUGACCAGGUAUGCGGCCUUGGGCAGAUGACCACCCAGUCUGAAAUCACCCAGAAUCCCAACGACCGUCCACUGCACCAUAACGCACAAGACGAUGCAUGGGUGACAAGUGGUUCCAUGAUCUUUAUGGUAGAGACAAGAGCCACUGAGCUCGGGAUGUCGGUGAUGAACGGUCCCAAGGUAUACAUCCUUGGCCUUGACUUCGAGGGCGGAAAUGGGCCGACUACUGAGAUCGGUACCGCCGGUGUUUGCUCCAAGGGCGACGCGUAUCUCGCAAGGACGUUGCGCACCUCUCACACGAUCAUUUCCGAGUUCAUCGACAGACAUCCCCAUAAGCGUGCCCAAAAAGACAGGAUGGGGAUCAAUGAUGAGGACCCUGAAAACUACCCACGUUGGAAUGGUCAUAUGGGGGAUCUGGGAGUCACUAAACGCAUUCAACAACACAAAGGCAGGGAAUACAUGAUGUCCGCCUCGUCUGUGAUCAAGCCCCUCGAGAAGGCGAAGAAGGAUUUCUUCGACCUAUUCCCUGCACCACCAUCCACGUUGCAACUCUCAUCUAGAGCCUAUCAGCUUCCGAUCAGCGAUCCCCCUGCUGUCUUGGCUCGUGCGACUGCUGCUCGCGCAGCUAAGCUCGAGGCUAAGAGGGCCAGAGGCUGGCGCGAAGAUGGUGACAGAGCUCUUUGGAAUACUGAUCUCGAACAAACCAUUGUUGAAGGUCGUCGAUGGAUGCAUAGGCCUAUAUGGUCAAGAGGAAGCAUGUGGCUGCUCAGCACUUCGAGGCGGAGAGCAAGGCCUGCGUGGAGACGGCUGCCGGCUUAUCAGCGUGGCGUGGUCAUAGGAAAGGAGGCUCUCGUCACGGAGGCAAGUCACGGACAAGAACGAAUCGCGAGCGAUGAGAAGGAGAUUAAAGGUCAAUAG